Messenger RNA from Alligator sinensis (Chinese alligator), 1824 nucleotides. Its product is annotated as alpha-2-macroglobulin-like protein 1. Lineage: Eukaryota; Metazoa; Chordata; Crocodylia; Alligatoridae. The annotation marks the transcript as partial. The transcript is spliced from 14 exons. Gene Ontology annotation, molecular function: endopeptidase inhibitor activity. The record is from RefSeq and is a predicted model, not a curated record.
ACCAAGAAGAAUGGAUGCUUUAACAAGAAGGUGUCAAUGUCUCAUUUUAACCUGACUUCCUCUGGAUACAGAACGAACCUCCAGGCCACAGCCUCACUAACGGAGGAAGGGACAGGGGUAGAGCGCAAUGUGACCAAGAGCUGUGAGAUCGUGCCUGACAUUGCCUCGGUGACCUUUGAGGAUGCUGACACUUCGUACAAGCCUGGAAUCCCCUUUGUUGGCAAGAUGCUCCUGAAGGUGACAGACAGCUCUUCAGUGAAGAAUGAGAAGCUUCAUCUCUUUGUUACCCAUGGGGGAGGGACAGAGAACAAGACAUUUGUGACAGAUGAAUCUGGGAGAGCCUCCUUUGAGCUGGACUCCUCCAGCUGGACUGGGACAGUUACUCUAAGGGGUCAGUUCAAAGAGGUGGAUCACAGUUAUGUGCAUGGAAGAGUCUCUCCCCAAUACAGAGAUGCCUACCAUUCCCUGGAGCCCUUCUACUCAGAGAGCAAGAGUUUCCUGAAGAUCCACGCACAGGGAGAGGUGCUUCCCUGUGAUCAGACCCAACAGCUUCAAGUGGAGUACAUCAUUGCCAGGAAGGCCCUGGGGGCUGAGACCAAGAGCCUGGAUUUCUACUUCCUGGUUGUGGCCAAGGGAGCCAUCAUAAGGAGCCUGUGGAAAGGACUAGACUUUGGAGAGGGGGCUGAGCUGAAGGGCUCCUUCUCCAUUGAGCUGCCUGUUGGGGCUGAGCUGGCACCCUCUGCCAAGGUGCUGGGUUAUACAGUGCUGCCCAGUGGAGGGAUGGCUGCGGUUAACCCCAAGAAUCGUCCAGUACGUCCACUUCCUCCUCCUGAAAGUGACGUGUCUGAACCUAUGAUAGUACUGCCACCGUCACAGCCAUGGCCACCGCGAAGGCGACCACCACCAUUUGGGUAUCAGCUUCCUUCUCUCCAGACCCAUUCUGACACCUACAGCUUGUUUCAGAAUGCAGCUUUGAAAGUUUGCACGAACGCCAACAUCAGGAUGCCCUGCUUGACUGAAGAACGUAUGCCUAUCUAUUACUCCCGCACAGACCUGACAGGUGCCCGAUACGGUGAAGGGUUGACCCCAGAUAUGCUGCCUCUAGGGGUGGCAGGAAUAGCUCCUGGGCCUUCCCUGGACAAUGCCAUGCCAGAUCCCAUCCAUGCAUCAUCCAACAUCCAUGAAGAGCCAGAACUGCGGGCGUACUUCCCAGAGACAUGGCUGUGGGAUCUGGUCCCUGUGGGCGAGGAGGGCUCCAACAAUGUCCCAGUCACCGUCCCUGACAGCAUCACAGAGUGGAAGGCCGGGAUGUUCUGCACGGCAGAUGUUGGCUUUGGACUUUCCUCCACGGCCACCUUGACAGCUUUCAAGCCGUUCUUUGUGGAGCUGGCCUUGCCAUGUUCUGUGAUCCGUGGAGAGGCCUUCACCCUAAAGGCCACUGUCUUCAACUACCUGCUGCAAUGCAUCAAGGUGCAGGUGACACUGGUGGAGUCUACGCAGUUCCAGGCACAGGCUGGCGAGGAGAGCGCUUACACCAGCUGCCUCUGUGCAGAAGAGGGGAAAACCUUCCAGUGGGAGGUGACAGCCACCAGCCUUGGGGAAGUGAACUUCACUGUCAGCACCGAGGCCCUGCACACCCAGGAGCUGUGUGGCAAUGAGGUGGUUAUAGCACCUGCCCAGGGGAGAGUGGACACUGUGAUAAAGCCCCUGCAUGUCCAGCCGGGCGGGAUCCUGGAGGAGAAGGCGCACAGCUCCCUGCUCUGCCAGGAAGAGGCCAGAAAGGGCCAACUACCUGAAGGGAAGUUCGAAGUACAAUGGAGCUAG